GUGCGCGACUUCGCGCAGACGGGGACGUCGUGGACGUUCCAGGGCGUCGCCGCGCCGGCCAAGUCGAGCGAGGCGAGCGACGCGCACGCGCUGCGGGUGACGCCCGCGCGCGCGAACGCGGCGGGAAGCGCGUUCGCGACGAGCAAACAGCUCGUCGGCGGUGGAUUCGUGGCGGAGUUCGCGUUCGCGAUCACGACGCCCGCGAACGUGGAGGUGCCGUGCGAGGGGGUGGACCACGCGCCGGCGACGUGCUCGCGAAGAGGCGGCGACGGAUUGGCGUUUGUGAUACAAAACGCCGAUGGAAGGGCGCUGGGGGGGGGAGGAGGACAGAUUGGGUACGGGGGGAUCGUGAACUGCGUCGCGGUGGAGUUCGACACGUUUCACGACGCGCAUUCGAGAGACCCGUAUCAUAACCACGUGGCGGUUAUGACGCGCGGCGCGAAGGCGCCGGCGUUGGCGACGCACGACGCGGCGAUCGGGACGAGCGUGACGGUGCCGAAUUUAUCCGACGGUGAGCGUCACGUCGUGCGCGUGGUCUACGACCCAGACUUUGUCCCCGAGGACGCGUCGCACAAGAGUUUCCGCGGCGGCGCGUACCUGCUCGAUUUGAUGCGCGACUACAAGCACGGUUUAGGAACGAUGAAAGUCUUCAUCGACGAUCUCGCCGAUCCCGUCUUGACGGUGCCGAUCAACUUGGCCGCGUUCAUGGACUUGGACAACGGUCGCGCCUGGGUCGGUUUCACCGCCGCGACCGGGCGUUCGAUGCAGAACCACGACGUGCAGAGUUUUUCGUUUCGCGAGCGCGUCGGCGGCGGCUUUGUUCCCGGCGUCGCCGUCGCGUGA
Molecule: messenger RNA, 843 nt
Organism: Ostreococcus lucimarinus CCE9901
Lineage: Eukaryota; Viridiplantae; Chlorophyta; Mamiellophyceae; Mamiellales; Bathycoccaceae
Exons: 1
Source: RefSeq, a predicted model, not a curated record